CCGGGUAAAGCGACACCUCCGCCCCCCAACGGAGGCGCGACACGUCGGCCUGCUGCCCCGCGGCGGGUUUCCCCCUCCGCUUCACUCCAUCCCGACCGCCCGGAGGACGGACAGCCUCCGCCGGCCGCCGACAUGCGCUCCGUGGCGGGGCUCGCUGCCAUCGUGGCGGCCGCGACCGUCUACCUCUACCUGCUGUCCACGCACCUCCCGCCGCCGCCGGGGCGCCUCGUGCCGGGGUCAGAGCGCCUUUCCCCGGGGCCGCCGGAGGACCUUCCCCCCGGGUCAGAGCGCCUUUCCCCGGGGCCACCGGAGAGCCUCCCGCCGGGGUCAGAGCGCCUCCAGCCGGGGGGGCAGGACGCGGAGCCCCGGCAGUUCAGGCUGAAGUUCCCGUCGGAUCUGGACGAACUGCGGGAGCUGGCAGAGACGCUCAAGUUUUACAAGCAGGAACAUUACGGCUACGUUCUGCUGCUGUACUGCAGCGCCUACCUGUACAAGCAGUCCUUCGCCAUACCUGGAUCCUCCUUACUGAACAUGCUGGCCGGGGCCAUCUUCGGGCCCUGGGAGGGCCUCUUCCUGGCCUGCCUGCUGACCACGUCGGGCUCCACCUUCUGCUUCCUGCUGUCCAGAGCCUUUGGAAAACAGUACGUGGUUCACUUCUUCCCGGAGAAGGUGGCGCUGCUGCAGAGGAAGGCGGAGGAGAACCGCAGCAGUUUGUUUUUCUUCCUCCUUUUCCUCCGAUUCUUCCCAAUGACUCCUAACUGGUUCCUAAACAUCACCUGUCCUGUCCUCAACAUCCCCAUGCCCAUUUUCUUCUCCUCCGUCUUCAUCGGGUUGAUCCCCUAUAACUUCAUCUGCGUCCGGACGGGCUCCAUCCUGUCGGAGAUCUCCUCCCUGGACGACAUCUUCUCGUGGGGCACGCUGGCCCAGCUGCUGGCCAUCGCCCUUGUGGCCCUGCUGCCCGGCGCGCUCAUCAAGCGCUACGGCCACGCCCACCUGAAGGUGGACGGCCUGGACGGCGACGGCCGGGACCAGGCGGGGCGCCACCGGAAGAGGCGGUGA
Molecule: messenger RNA, 1059 nt
Organism: Salarias fasciatus (jewelled blenny)
Lineage: Eukaryota; Metazoa; Chordata; Actinopteri; Blenniiformes; Blenniidae
Product: transmembrane protein 41A-B-like
Exons: 5
Coding region: 133-1059 (308 amino acids)
Source: RefSeq, a predicted model, not a curated record